GAAAAUCAUGUAGCCUAACCCUACUUAACCAUUCUAAACUUAACUUAACCCUAACGAAGAUCGUCCUUAACCUUCUAACCUAACCAUCUGACCAUUUAGGUGCCGUCCUCUUUACAACCGGGUACCGCACUAUUUAACUAACCAUUACUAAACAUUUUAACUUAACCCUUCUUUACAUAAGCCAACUCUAACACUUUAUAACUUAGCCAAACCAUUCUUCACCUAGCCAUAACUAUUCCUUACCUAACCUUAAUCAACCUAACCCUAAUAAUUUUAAUUCAAAUGCGCUUUACAUAAUCUAACCCUAACUCUAUCUGACUUAACCUAUACCGUCCCUAACCCUACCUAACCCAACUUAGCCCAGCCCGUCGCUAACCAUUCUCGACCUAACCCUUCUAACUUUACUCCAGCCCCACUUUACCCCCAGGGCUUUACUAGCCCCUCCUCGGCCCUAAUGAUUUUAACCAAACUCUUCUUUAAAUAACCCAACUCUAACUGUAACUGACCUGACCAAGCCUGCCCCUAACCAUUCUUAACCUAGCCCACACUAUUCCUUACGUAACCUUACCCAACCUUACCAAACCUAGCUAACCUAACCCUUCUUUACAUAAUCUAAAUACACCUCUUAUCUAACUUAACUUAGCUCUUCCCUAACACAACCCAGCCCGUCCCUAACACUAUCUAACCAUCCUUAACCUAGCCCACACUAGUCCUUACGUAACCUUACCCUUCUUUGCAUAAUCUAACCACAACUCUUAUCUAUCUUAACUUAGCUCUUCCCUAACACAACCCAGCCCGUCCCUAUCCCCUGAACAUUUUGAACUAACCCUUUUUUACACAGCCAAACCUAACUCUAACUUACCGGAGUUUUUCUCUAACCCAACCCAGCCCGCACCCUGACCCUAACCAUUUCUUACCUAACCUAUCAUUAACCGCAACCUAACCUGACGUUUAAAGGGGAGAGGGUAUACAAAAGACUGAAGGUAAAAUAGAAAUGGAACGAUUAAGGUUGAAACAAAAGAAAAAACGAUGCUGCUUUAAUCAGGUAGAUGGAUAGAUAGAGAUAGAUAGACAGAUAGAGAUAGAGAGAGAAUGAGCGAGAGAAUAAAGAAACGGUCAGAAAACUGUGUUUAAGAGAAAGAUAAGUAAAGAGGGAGAAAGAGAGAGGAAAACUAAAGGUAGAAGUGAAGGGGCAGUAAAAAACUAAAGAAGGAGUGAUGUUGUGUUAAAGAGGGAAAAUGUUUUGGUAAAGAGAGAUAAAAAAUUAAAGAAAGUGAGAUGCUGUAUUAGAGAGGAGAGAGAGAGAGAUCUGUUCAGGACAGCAUAUGACAAGGGAUAAAAAUUGUCAAUAGGAGGGAUUUGUGUGUUAGAGUGUUGUGCGUGUUCCACGUAUGUUCGGGUGCAUCUGCUCAUAUCUCUCGCUCUCUCUCCCGUCCGUGGGUCCUCCUUUCCUCGGAGGUGGCGGCGCGUAUCAGAGCGUGUCCUCUCGUAUAAACGUCCGACUCCCGGUGCCGGUGGCCUCAGUCGAUCCCCGAGGCAGCGCGUCCAGAGUGGUUUUCAUAUUCUACAGGCAGUUUUCAACUAGCGACAUGUGUGACGAAGACGUGGCUGCGCUUGUCGUCGACAACGGCUCCGGGAUGUGCAAGGCCGGGUUCGCCGGUGACGACGCCCCCCGGGCCGUCUUCCCGUCAAUCGUCGGAAGGCCCAGAUACCAAGGUAUCAUGGUCGGCAUGGGCCAGAAGGACUCGUACGUCGGAGACGAGGCCCAGAGCAAAAGGGGGAUCCUCACCGUCAAAUACCCCAUCGAGCACGGAAUCGUGACAAACUGGGACGACAUGGAGAAGAUCUGGCACCACACUUUCUACAACGAGCUCCGAAUCGCGCCCGAGGAGCACCCCGUCCUCCUCACAGAGGCACCGCUCAACCCUAAGGCCAACAGGGAGAAGAUGACACAGAUUAUGUUCGAGACUUUCAACACACCGGCUAUGUACGUCGCCAUCCAGGCCGUCCUCUCGCUCUACGCCUCAGGGAGGACGACGGGCAUAGUCCUCGACUCCGGCGACGGUGUCUCGCACACGGUUCCAAUCUACGAAGGUUACGCCCUUCCUCAUGCGAUCCUCAGGUUGGACCUGGCCGGAAGGGAUUUGACCGACUACCUCAUGAAGAUCCUGACGGAGCGUGGCUACUCGUUCACAACGACGGCCGAGCGUGAGAUAGUCCGGGACAUCAAGGAAAAGCUCUGCUACAUGGCACUCGACUUCGAACAGGAGAUGGCCACGGCGGCGGCCUCCUCCUCGCUCGAGAAGAGCUACGAGCUGCCCGACGGCCAGGUCAUCACCAUCGGUAACGAGAGGUUCAGGUGUCCGGAAGCCCUCUUCCAGCCUUCCUUCCUGGGCAUGGAGUCAUCGGGGAUACACGAAACGACGUACAACUCGAUAAUGAAGUGCGACGUCGACAUCAGGAAGGACCUGUACGCGAACACUGUCCUCUCCGGCGGGACGACCAUGUACCCGGGUAUCGCGGACAGGAUGCAGAAAGAGAUCACCGCUCUGGCCCCGGCCACGAUGAAGAUCAAGAUCAUCGCUCCUCCAGAAAGGAAAUACUCCGUCUGGAUCGGUGGUUCCAUCUUAGCCUCACUCUCCACAUUCCAGCAAAUGUGGAUCUCGAAACAGGAAUACGACGAGUCUGGACCUUCCAUCGUACAUAGGAAGUGUUUCUAAGAGUCUUCAGUUCACCUGGCCGUUCCGUCGCAACCAAUUACUUAUUUAUUUUUUAAAACAUGAACACUUGUAUUUAUUUAUACUUGUAUAAAUUUAUUAAUAUAAGUGAAAAUCUUGCCUAAAUCCCACGCGCCUUUUAAUACAACUUUUAUCCAUUUA
This is a messenger RNA of Cimex lectularius (bed bug), 2879 nucleotides long. Its product is annotated as actin, cytoplasmic A3a-like. NCBI's taxonomy places the organism in Eukaryota, Metazoa, Arthropoda, Insecta, Hemiptera, Cimicidae. The record is from RefSeq and is a predicted model, not a curated record. Bases 1392 to 2720 code for a protein of 442 amino acids. Gene Ontology annotation, biological process: mitotic cytokinesis. The transcript has 5 exons.